Messenger RNA from Capronia coronata CBS 617.96, 813 nucleotides. RefSeq lists its product as uncharacterized. The record is from RefSeq and is a predicted model, not a curated record. The coding region runs from base 1 to 813 and encodes 270 amino acids. Lineage: Eukaryota; Fungi; Ascomycota; Eurotiomycetes; Chaetothyriales; Herpotrichiellaceae. The transcript has a single exon.
AUGUCCACCACCAAUGCCUAUUAUAUGCACGCUCAGGGAGUGCGACCACAUCAUGGAUCACUAUGGCCUGAACCCCAGCAUUGCAUGCCCCCAGCAAACCCCCAGCUCCCCAGCUCUGCCUAUACAACAGCUGCACAGGCUCCCCAGCCCGUUCAGACAAUGAUGAUUGCUGGGCACCCACCGUCUGAUCGCAUCCUGCCCACGCCUAUUUCAGCUCGAGGCAUGGUUUCCACAUCUGCCACUCACAUGGACAAUACUCCGGUCAGCAGCUCCAGUCAACAGGAUUCGACGUACUGGACCGGCGAGAACACCACUCCAACCCACCAGUCCUCGACGCAUGUAGACACAGGCGCGACUCAAGAAGGGCCCAGUGAGAGAACAACCAACUCCUACCGAAUCCAAGACAUGCCGUACGCUCAGAUGGGGUUGAACGAAGCUUUGGCUCCCACUUCCCUUUCUCACAGUCUUGCCGUUCCGGUCAACGAUGCACCGGCCUCGGCCAUAGCACAUACGCCGGAAGACUCCCAUAUUCCCAAUACCAGUUCCAGGCCACUCUCUCAUGAAAGCCUCAAGGCGACGCCUGAAAGUACCUCCGGCACGUACAGUUACACAGAUCCGAUGGUUGGACGCAGCUCUCAGCUGAGGAGUGCUUCAGGUCAAUUGUCGAGUGGAUCCUUGUAUUGUCGCACACAGGCCAUGGUUGCACGAAGAGAGCCAGCGCCGGACGAUUGCAGUCCGGAUUGUUCAAGUUGCCAGACCGAUUCGACGCGAACAUCGGUCAUAUCUAUUGGCAAUACGUCGUCUAGAUAUUGA